AUGAAGGCUCAAAUACUGGUUCGAAUGUGGGUCACCGUCUUUGCCUUGAUUCAGGUUCAUGGCUGUAAGGCUGCGCUCGAGUACGCAGCGCCCGCAACACUCAAAACCCUCGCGACCGCCCAGAGCAAGGACAACUUGGUCAUUGCUGUCUUUUGUCUGCCUUGGUAUGAACAAUGCAGGACUCUGGCUCCAGAGCUGGAAAAGGCCAAAGAGGCGCUGCAACCGUGGCCGUCCGCUCAAUUGUUACUCAUCAACUGCGAAGGUGAAUCGGAUAUUUGCCCUUCUUAUGGGGUAGCUUCUUUUCCAACCAUACGACUCUUCCAUGGAUCAAGACAAAGUCGAUAUCGAGGAAAGUUCCGGGCUUCCUCCGUUGUAACCAAAGUACUCCAAACUAUAACGCAACUGGUUUCCCAACCAGACAGGGAAGCCUUCGGGACGUUAAAAUCGUUGGACGUCCCGCUACUGCUCUUCGUCGUAUCUGAGGACGAAGCUCCUGAGUUGUCGACCGUUAGAGCCCAGGUGGCCGAGAAGCUUCAAGACAAGUUUCUAGUGGCGACCACCACCGACUUGACCCUAGCCGAAGAAGCGGAUGUCCGACCCCCUUUUGUGGUUGUCUGGCACUCCCUGGACGAAGUCAAGCCUAUAUAUCGUGACAAGUUCGAAAUGGGACCGAUUCUCAGGUUCGCAGAACAGACCUCGACGCCGGUAAUCGGUAGGCUGGACUUGAAAUCGUACAUUGACCACACCCAGUCGGGAUUGCCAAUCGCUUUUAUCAUCGCCGAAACCGAUAGAGAGAGAAAGACCAUUGCCGAAUCAUUGAAGCACGUUGCUCUCAAGUACAAAGGAAAGAUCAACUUUGUAACCCUCGAUACAACAAAGCUGCCCUUUUUGCUCGAGCCACUUGAUGUGGACGCCACACGCCUGCCUGCGUUGGCACUACAUCGUGGUGAUGACGACGAGGUGUUUGUCUACGACCAGAAUCGUCACAUCAACAGAAGAGACGUCGAGACUUUUAUACAAAGAACCAUUCAUCGGCCGGUGACGGAACUAUAG
Molecule: messenger RNA, 1053 nt
Organism: Fonsecaea pedrosoi CBS 271.37
Lineage: Eukaryota; Fungi; Ascomycota; Eurotiomycetes; Chaetothyriales; Herpotrichiellaceae
Exons: 6
Coding region: 1-1053 (350 amino acids)
Biological process (GO): response to endoplasmic reticulum stress; protein folding
Cellular component (GO): endoplasmic reticulum
Molecular function (GO): protein disulfide isomerase activity
Source: RefSeq, a predicted model, not a curated record